AUGAGUACUGUUGGACAAAAGAAUGCCAAAGGAGACCCUGAGGGUGGAGUCCGUCCUGAAGAUUCGGCCAGCCAGUGUGGGAGCACUACAUCUUCAGUGCGACUGCGGACUAUGGCACGUAGAGCUGCUUUAGCUGUUGAGGCUGAAGCACUGAAACAGAAGAUGGCGCUGGAAAAGGAGGAGUUAGCUUUGAGACAGCGUAAAGCUCAGCUAGAUAUGGAUACCAGGAUGAAAAUAUCUGAUGCUGAGACACAAGUCUAUUUGAAUGAAGCGGAUAGGCUAUUGUCGGAUGAAGCUAGUGCUCCUCAGAAACAUCCAGUUGAAGUGAAUGAAACGUUGGCUUAUCCGCUGGACUCUGGAACGCCAACGCCAACCCAGGUUGAACAGAGUACGAAGCCAACGGAGGCUUUGUUGCUGCAGAUUUUGCAGGAGGGACAGAAACAACAGAGGCAAUUAUUGGAGUCUCUUAAUGUGCCUCAAACACAAAUGAUGACGUAUGAUGGUAACCCUCUUAAGUUUUGGGAGUUUUGGAGGGCGUUUGAGAACUCAAUAGACUGUACAAGUAUUCCGGACAGUGCCAAACUGACCCGACUUCUAUACUACUGCGAAGGAGAUGCCCGCAAAAUCUUGCAGCCUUGUAGUAUUAUGCCAUCUGGCGAAGGGUAUAUGAGGGCGAAGGCCAUGCUACAAGAGAGGUUUGGUACACCCUUCAUGAUAGCUGAUGCAUGGAUCAGGAAAGUGACCGGAGGGCGGAAGAUCACCGGACGGGACAAGAGGGCCCUAAGAGAAUUCGCAGAUGAACUGCAAGUUUGCUCACUGACUUUAGAUGCCAUGGGUUACAUUGGCGAUUUGUCACCACAGUUAGUCCUUGUCCAGAUAGUUGAACGACUACCACUAUACUUAUGCGGGAGAUGGCUGAGUGUGGUACGAAGAAUCAGGCGAGAGGAUAGACUUCCUAACAUAUUUGACCUGGUGGAUUUUGUCCAAGGUGCAGCCGACGAGGAGAAUGAUCCGGUCUACGGAAGGCUUCUUACCAAGGAUCAGGGCGGUAGAGGCAUCUCCCAGAACAAGAAGUCGACAGGACUGAAGAAGGGUGCUUUCUCCACGACAGCCACAGGUAAUGAUGUGACACCACAGCUGUGUGUGAUAUGCAAGGAAUCGCACAGUCUGUUUGGCUGUGACAAGUUCAAACGAAUGCAGCUAGAUGACCGGCUGAAACUGGUGAGGGAAAACAGGCUUUGUUUUAACUGUUUGGAGAAGGGACACAUGUCGAGAUACUGUAAACUAAAGAGGAUAUGUUCAGUUUACGGAUGCAACAGAAAACAUACUAAGUUUCUCCAUCAGCAGAAACCAGAACAACCUCAGCAAGCACAAGAGGAAGCUGUUAGUCCUUCACCUGAGAAGAUUGAGAGUCAUGUCACAGGGGCCGGGAACAUGAAGGUGCUAUUGCCAAUCGUUCCUGUCUGGGUUUAUGCGGCAGGCAGUAAUAUUGGUGUAGAGACUCUAGCACUGUUGGAUUCAGGCUCGACAAGUACCUUUUGUACUAAGAAGUUGGCAGCAAGAGUGAAGGCAAGUGGAUUGUCCAGUAUAGUGUCUGUCUCAACUCUGGAAAGAGCCAACAGCGAACUUCAGACCAGUGUUGUAAGCCUGAAAGUUGCAGCAAAGUCGUCAUCCAGGAUGGUGAAUCUCCCUAAAGUCUAUACCAAGACAGACAUUAACAUUAAUCCAGAUCACCUGCUAAAGAAGGAGGAUGUUGACAAACUCCAACAUCUCACAGAUGUCGACUUUCCAUCGACUACCAAACUGCAGGUGGAUCUGCUGAUUGGGCAAGAUUAUCCAGAGCUUAUUUGUCCCCUCGAGAUACGACGUGGUGAGCCAAGAGACCCUUAUGCAGUAAGGACAGUGCUGGGGUGGACCCUGAAUGGGCCGGUUCAGAGUGAUGGUAGGAAGAUGGCUGUGACAUCACACUAUAUCUCAGAUGAAAUAUCCCUUGAAGACCAAUGUAAGCUGUUUUGGUCUCUAGAAGGCAUUGAAACCCUCCAUUGUGAUGCUAAAGGAAUGUCAGUCAAGGACCGAGAGGUAUUGAAGCUAUGGGAGAACAAUGUGGUUAUGAAUGGAGGUCACUAUCAACUGCCCAUACCAUUCAAAGAACGACCCCCGCCACUUUGUGACAAUAGAUGGAUGGCCCAGCAGAGACUCCAUUCACUUAGAAGACGACUUCUCAGGGAUACGGCAAUGCAUGCUAAGUAUUCACAGGGCAUGGCUGACCUAGUUGCCAAGGGCUACGCCGAGGAAGUUGACACAGUUGGCACAUGGAGCCCCAGCUGUUGCUCGUUUGCCAUGCGGCAAACAGCAAAGGACUAUGGAGAUCAGUGCAAUACACAAGCACCAAGAGUAGUAGAGAUGAAUUUCUACGUAGACGACUGCCUGGUCUCUGUUGAAGAGGAAGAUGAAGCUAUAAGACUGGCAUCAGAAUUGAGAACCUUGUUGCAGAAGGGUGGAUUUCGACUCGCUAAGUGGAUGAGUAGCAACACAAGAGUUCUGCAAACCAUACCAGUACAAGAUCGGGCCAAGCAAGUGGUUGGACUCGACCUGAACUUUGAUGCCCUACCAAUAGAGCGUGCACUUGGUAUGAUAUGGGAUGUAGAAAGAGAUAGCUUUGUCUACAAGAUACAGGUGAAGGACAAGCCUUUAACACGAAGAGGACUCUUAAGUGUUGUUUCUUCUGUCUACGACCCUUUGGGAUAUGCUAGCCCAUUUGCACUGAGAGGGAAGUUGAUUCUUCAGGAGUUGACCCGGAAGAAGCUGAACUGGGAUGAGCCUAUCCCUGACAGUGAUGCAAAGAAAUGGAAGGCUUGGAUUGAGGAACUUCCACAGAUGGAAGGAGUUGAAGUCAGUAGAUGUGUCAAGCCUCACGACUUUGGCAGGGUAACUGAUUACGAGAUCCACAACUUCUCUGAUGCAUCUGAAGUAGCCUACGGGGCUGUAUCAUAUCUAGUGAUGAGGAAUGAGGAAGGAGAGGUGCAUAGCAGUAUCAUCAUGGCCAAGUCACGCCUUGCUCCAGUAAAGACCGUUACCAUACCUCGACUAGAAUUGAUGGCAGCUACACUUGCUGUGAAUAUGGAUGUCGUGAUAAGAGGAGAGCUAGACCUGCCUGUGAAGAAAUCAUACUUUUGGACUGACAGUAUGAUAGUGUUGCACUACAUAAAGAAUGAACAUAGAAGGUUCCGUGUCUUUGUGUCAAACAGGGUGGCUAUGAUACACAAUGCCACAGAGAUAGACCAAUGGAGACAUGUUGGCACAACGGAGAAUCCGGCGGACAUCGUAUCCAGAGGCAUGUCACCGUCUAAUCUGAAAGAUGAGGAGAAGUGGUUUGUGGGACCAGCCUUUCUACAACAGCCGGAGGAGAGAUGGCCCACAUGUCCCAUAGAGAAGGAUGGGAUCAGAGAGGACGAUCCAGAGGUGAAGCCUGUAGUCCAGAUCUUUGCUACAAGUGAGGGCAAGAAGUGCAUCGACCAGCUCUUCAUGCACUAUUCUUCCUGGACGAGACUACGCAGAGCGGUAGCUUGGUGGCUGAGGUUAAAGGAAACCCUUAGAAGGAAUGUAAAGAAUUGUACUCCAGUUAAAGAAUUGAGCAGACACUUGACAGUGGAGGACUUGAACUAUGCUGAAAAUGCCAUCUUUCAGCAUAUUCAGACCGAGUCAUUCGAUGAGGAGAUGACAACCUUAAGGGAGAGAGUUAGAGAUCCACAGGGACGAGAGAGACCUGUGAAGAAGGGGUCGAGGCUUGCAAGGUUGGAUCCUGUUUUGCAAGAUGGUCUACUGAGGGUAGGAGGCAGGCUUGGACGAGCACAUAUCCCAGACACUGCAAAGCAUCAGGUGAUACUGCCUAGAAGGCAUCAUGUGUCAGCACUGUUGGUAUGGCACAUACACGAGAAGGUUGGACAUCAAGGCCAAAAUCAUGUUUUGGCAGAACUCAGGAAGUUGGCAGAACCGAGGAAGUUGAUUUAA
Strongylocentrotus purpuratus (purple sea urchin) is the source of this 4011-nucleotide messenger RNA. RefSeq lists its product as uncharacterized. Gene Ontology annotation, molecular function: nucleic acid binding; zinc ion binding. Lineage: Eukaryota; Metazoa; Echinodermata; Echinoidea; Camarodonta; Strongylocentrotidae. The record is from RefSeq and is a predicted model, not a curated record. The coding region runs from base 1 to 4011 and encodes 1336 amino acids. The transcript has a single exon.